Messenger RNA from Saccostrea cuccullata (small rock oyster), 972 nucleotides. RefSeq lists its product as uncharacterized. NCBI's taxonomy places the organism in Eukaryota, Metazoa, Mollusca, Bivalvia, Ostreida, Ostreidae. The record is from RefSeq and is a predicted model, not a curated record. The transcript has a single exon. Bases 194 to 793 code for a protein of 199 amino acids.
CCCGUCCGUUAUACAGACGUCUACCAUUACCAUACCCGAUGUUAAUGAUAUUAAUUUAAUCUCUUGUGAAACAUCAGACAUAUUCUGGGUGAGUGGUCUAUCUGAACUUCUAAAGGUGGAUUCCAGAGGAAAUGUUCUAAUACGUCUUGAUGUUGGAUUAAGUGAAAUUUCCACUAACACAGAUGGAGAGCUAAUGUUUACAGAGGGAAAUUAUGUUAAAAAAUUAGAGUCAAAUGGAAUCAUCACCACACUUUUCUCAACAAACGAUAAUAUAAAUUGUAUCUACUCCUCCCGCAUCACCGGCGACAUACUGUUAGGGUUAUAUAAUACUGUAUUAUAUACCAGUAAAGUAACUAGGUACGACAAGACGGGACAGAAGAUCCUGGAUAUUGAGGAGGACAACCAAGGAGUGAAGCUAUAUGAUUGGCCUAGCUACAUCACAGAGAACAGGAACGGAGAUAUCUGGACAUCUGAUACAGUUAAAGUGGUGGUGGUAAAUAAAUCAGGAAAACAUCGGUUUAACUACAUAGGUCAUCCGUCGCAUUACUUUAAUCCCAAAGGUAUCUGUACUGAUAUACUGGGACACGUACUGGUGUGUGAUUGUUCUCCCUCCGACGCCGGUGUUCAUCUCCUGGAUCAGGACGGUCGGUUCCUAUCUCUGCUGCUGACUAAAGAACAUAAUGUACAUAGACCACAAACUAUGUGUGUGGACGACAAGCACAACCUCUAUUUGGGACAGAGUUUCAUUACCAUAAUAAGAGUGUACAAAUAUCUUCACGUCUCAGAGAAAUAGAAAGUUCCGAAUGCUUUAAAAAAUGUAUUUAAAAAAGAUAGAAAUUGUACAUAAUAAUAUUUCAUUUGAAUUGUCAGAAAUAUUAAAAGAGCUUAUCUGGUUUGUUUCAUGAAAUUAUCGAUAUAUUUUAUGAAAAUAGAUAUGAAAGGAACUUGUCCAGUGUGUUGCAUGAAUGUAUG